Molecule: messenger RNA, 1198 nt
Organism: Mycetomoellerius zeteki
Lineage: Eukaryota; Metazoa; Arthropoda; Insecta; Hymenoptera; Formicidae
Product: alpha-tocopherol transfer protein
Exons: 5
Coding region: 193-1038 (281 amino acids)
Cellular component (GO): membrane
Molecular function (GO): phosphatidylinositol bisphosphate binding
Source: RefSeq, a predicted model, not a curated record
AAUACAAGAUAACUGUGGAAAAAUACGUUUAUUGAGUGUUAUCAAAAGUUACUUUGUUAUCAAGAUCACUUUGUUAACAAAUAAAAAGAAAAUUAGAUUCUGUAUUCGUCGGCGACGAAUAUCGUGAUUAAUCAAUUGUAAAGAAGAAACCGAUUUUAAGAAUAAUCGACGCCGUUUCUUGAUUUUUUCAGGAUGAGAUUUGGCCACACGAUCGAAGACUCGCGGAAGAAAUAUCCAGAAAUCACGGACGAAAUUUUGGACAGUCUGCAAAAAUGGGCGAAUGACCGAGGCCUUCCCAAUAUUCCCGAAGAACAAUUGGCGUUAUUCGCGCACAGUUGUUACUUCGAUAUAGAGGCCACGAAACGAUGCAUGAACGUUUACUACAGGAUGCGAGCCACGAUUCCGGAAUUUUUUAACAAUAGGGAUUCCAGCCUUGACAAUUUGCAACACUCUUUGAAAAUCUUGGAAUUCGCGAUACUUCCCAAGCUCGAUCGAAAUGGUAACCGGAUAAUUAUUCAUCGAUUGAUAGAUUCACGGCCAUCUCAGUUCAUAUUCAACGACGACAUCAAGCUGCAGUUAAUGUGUAUCGAAGCAAGCCUCUAUAUGAAUGGUUGUUCGGAGGGAUAUAUAAUUCUUUUUGAUAUGAUUAAAACGCAGUUCGGUCAUUUGUUCAGAUCGCCGAUGAACGGCAUUCGCAAAUUCUUAGAGUUCAUUCAAGAAGGCAUACCGGUGAGGCUUAAAGGCAUCUAUGUGGUAAAUGCGGUCUGGUUUAUGGACAAGUUGAUUGCGCUUGUCAGACCAUUCAUAAAGGAAGAGCUAUUCGAAAUAAUUCACAUUUACUCGGGUGAUAUCUCCAACUUGUAUUCUCGUAUACCGCCCGAAUGUCUGCCGAAGGACUAUGGUGGGGAAUUGGACUGUAUCACAAACUUUCAUAAAGCAUACUGUAUGAAAUUAGAUCAAUUGCGGAAUUAUUUCCGGGAGGAGGAAGCUCUGUUCCGCAAUUAUUCGCCUAAUAACAUCAGGACAGCGAGUAAAUAGAUUAUACUAGACGCUACCGAAAAUCUAAAAGAUUAGAUAUCAUCGCAAUGGCUUACGUGUAAAAAAUAACAUUAGUUAGUUGAUGUGUAAUAUACAGGUGUAACAAAUAGCAUAUUAGUCACUUACAUUAUUUAUGUACAAUUAAAUUAUUAAUGUACAU